Messenger RNA from Eurypyga helias (sunbittern), 862 nucleotides. RefSeq names its product SH3-domain GRB2-like 1 (gene SH3GL1). The annotation marks the transcript as partial. The transcript is spliced from 8 exons. Gene Ontology annotation, biological process: synaptic vesicle uncoating. Lineage: Eukaryota; Metazoa; Chordata; Aves; Eurypygiformes; Eurypygidae. Gene Ontology annotation, molecular function: protein binding. Gene Ontology annotation, cellular component: presynapse; cytoplasm; glutamatergic synapse. The record is from RefSeq and is a predicted model, not a curated record.
GUCAGCGAGAAGGUCGGAGGGGCUGAAGGGACCAAGCUAGACGAUGACUUCAAGGAAAUGGAAAAGAAAGUGGACCUGACCAGCAAGGCAGUUACAGAAGUGCUGACCAGAACAAUAGAGUACCUCCAGCCGAACCCGGCUUCCAGAGCCAAGCUAACCAUGCUCAACACCAUGUCGAAGAUCCGUGGGCAGGUGAAGAACCCCGGCUACCCGCAGUCGGAAGGGCUGCUGGGGGAGAGCAUGAUCCGAUACGGCAAGGAGCUGGGUGAGGACUCCAACUUCGGCGACGCGCUUCUUGAUGCUGGCGAAUCUAUGAAGCGGUUGGCUGAAGUGAAGGACUCGCUGGAUAUCGAAGUCAAACAAAAUUUUAUUGAUCCCCUCCAGAACCUGUGUGACAAAGACCUGAAAGAGAUCCAGCACCAUCUCAAGAAGCUGGAAGGCAGACGCUUGGACUUCGACUACAAGAAGAAACGUCAGGGCAAAAUCCCCGAUGAGGAACUUCGACAGGCCAUGGAGAAAUUUGAAGAAUCCAAGGAAGUAGCGGAGACCAGCAUGCACAACCUUCUAGAAACUGAUAUCGAGCAGGUGAGCCAGCUCUCGGCCUUGGUGGAUGCCCAGCUGGACUACCACAGGCAGGCCGUGCAGAUCCUGGACGAGCUUGCGGAGAAACUCAAGCGCAGAAUGAGGGAGGCCUCCUCGCGUCCCAAGCGGGAAUACAAGCCCAAACCCAGGGAGACAUAUGACUUCGGAGACACUGACCAAUCUAACGGGGGCUUCUCCUGCAAUCCCACCCCCAAAGUCUCAGCAGCUUCCUCCUCUUUCCGAUCCGACAAGCCGUCCCGGGCCUCCGUCAGGAGUAUCC